UGAUUAAGACAUGCACAACGUCUUGUAAAAAUGCUCAUAAAUCAGACAUGUCCUUAAUGUGCGUGAUUUUGUCAUAUUAAUGAAAUACACUGCUGAAACCACGGAGAAAAUCCCCGAUAUCGCACAGUUCCAACCAAUACAUUACUACAUCUUAUUGAAAAAGCGACUAUAUAAUUCAAUUUGUCUACGACCGGUUAGAGACACAGCCGCUUUUCCCCACAGAAAAGUUUUGUGUUUUUUACUCAAGACUGAAAUCAAAUGGCUGAUGAAGAUGAACUCAACAAGCGGAGAAGGGAAGAAUGUGAGCGGAAGGCUCGAAGGGGUGAAAUGGACCCGAGGUUGGAAUUUGCAUUCCAACUCCUGAUGGACGCCACUGGACUACCAAGGCAUGAAAUAAUGGACCAUGUGUUUGAAGGAGAUAUGCUCGAUGAGAUCAACCAACUUUUCCUACCUCAUAUGAAAAGUAAACUCGUGUGGUUUUACCAAGAUGUUGAAGAGACAGAAUCGCCGGUUGUAGACCCGGCAAAAGCUAGUACAAGUCGACAGAUGCAACCCAGCACCAGUCGACAAGCUUUACUCCAGCAGUUGCAACCAACGUACAAGAAAAAAUUGUUCUUGACUGAUGGCUGGGACGUGCCUUUGAACGGAAUUUGUAUCUAUAUUUUUCGUACCAGCACGACGAAACAACUCCCUGAAGAAGGCUUUCAAAAGGAUUUGUUUUGUGGCAUCAUCGACGCGCAACGAAUCGGUUUGAUAACAACUGUCGAACGCAUCAUCGAACACGUCUUCAUGGAGGCUUUAGCCCACCCAAGCCCCGACUGCGAAGACGAUGCUGCAAAUUGCCCAAUGGUCAAAAACCAGCUCUUGCCCGGUUUGCGCUCAUUUUGUAGUGCCUUAAAAGUGUGUGAGGAGGUUUGUAACGAAGGAAACCUUUUUGACGACGGUGCCGACGCCCUCAUGUCCCCUCUUGACCCCGAAGACGUGCGCGAACUGUCGAAACACGUGGAGAAAGUUGUUCCUUUGGAAGAAAGGGUUAAGUCUUGGUCGAAGCGUUUAACCGAAAUUUUGAAAGAGAGCGAACAAGUGAGGAGAGAGAAUGAUUCAUCUGGGCCACAGGACGAACUAGAGUAUUGGAAAAAAAGAGGCGCUCAGUUCUCACAAAUCACAAAUCAAGUCAACUCGAGUGAGGUGCAAAUGACGAUUUUGUGUCUGCGAAUGGCGCAUUCGAAGAUCUUGAAAGAAUGGCUGGAAACUGAUAAGAAAAUCACAUUUUGUUAUAAUGAGGCAAAAGAUAACGCUAAGUUUAUUCAAGCACUGGAAAAAAAUUGCCAUUCUUUGUACCUGGAUGAUCCAGUUAAAAUGAGAGACUCGAUUCUGGGGUUGUUACAAACGGUACGUUUAAUUCACAGUAUUUCGCAGUUUUACAACACUUCGGAAAGAACGUCAGCAUUGAUGGUUAAGAUUACAAAUCAAAUGAUUGAAACGUGUAAAGAUUACGUUACGUGUCGUGGGCAGGAAACAAUUUGGUCUCAAGAUCGUGCGUUUGUAAAAGACAAGCUAACACAGUGUAUAAUGUUGAACAAGGUCUACCGGAAAACUUAUGCUCUGGUUAAAAAUCAACCCUUUUUGCCUGGACAACAAUCGUUUAAUUUUUCCGAAAAUUAUGUUUUUGGGAAGUUUGAUGCCUUUUGUAGACGACUAGCUCGAAUUAUUUCAACGUUUGAUUUAAUUGAUGAUUACAGCAGUUUGUUCCAAAGGCGAAUGGAGGGGCUUUUGUUAGGUGACGCUCUGGAAGAAGCCAUUCAGAAUUUCAACGAAAUCAAAUCAAUCGUAAUGAACAAAACUUACGAUUAUCUGGACCAAAGAAACAACGAGUUUAACAACGAUUUCAAGGCGUUUUUGGCCCAAACCGACGAACUUAAGGAAAAUAUUGGAAACAUUAUCGAGAGGAAUUUCGACAGUGUUUGGGAAACGCCACAAGGAAUUAGAUUUUUGACCCGAUUUGAGAAAGUGAGCGAAAAAAUUCCUCUAACUCGUAUGGACGACAAAUACGACCGGAUUUUAAAAUACUGCGAGAAAGAAGUCGACCGGAUUAUCAAAAUGUACAAGAAACAGAAAGACGAUCCACCUGUCCCUAUCAUGUUUCCACCAAUUGCUGGUCGCAUUAAAUGGGCCAGAUCGUUGCUUUGCCACCUGGACGAACUGCUUUCAUGUGUCACAACGCACCACGUUUUGAAAAAUCUGCCCGCAACGGCUGAAUUAUCACGAAGACACAAAGCAGCAGAAACGACGUUAAAAUCAUACGAAACCGAUAUGGUGGCCAUUUGGAUGAACCAACAUAUUUGUGACGUGGAUGGUUGUUUAAAACGCCACCUGUUGGCCGUUUGUCCCGAACAACAACGCCUUAAAGUCAAUCUUCACAACACGAUCCCACUUUUAAUUCGUGAAACCGAUUUGAUGAUCAAAAUGGACCUUCCUGUACCAAUGGUAGCGCUGACACUUUAUUCCAAACAGGAGCACUUUAGUUUAAUUAAAGACCAUCUACAGUUUUUGAUUGAAGAUUUGUUAACGGUCGUACGAUCUGUUAAACUCGAAGUGAGGCCUUUGUUUUUGCCUCAUUUAGUCAAACUGACUGAUAUCGUAGCUGAUGGUUUGCAUAGACUGACUUGGGUUUCAUCCGAUUGGAAAAAGUUCGUCGAUCGAGCGAACGACGCAAUUAACAAGUUCAAAGUUUUGACAGAACGUGUCCACGACGUCUACACCAACCGAGUGCUAGAAGUCCUUUCCACCAUGCAAUCCGUCCAACUCCAUGCCCUCCCAGAAAUCGACGACGAGCCUUGGAGUGUUGACGACUUCUGCGACAAAAUGGACGAAGUCUGCAGAUCAGCAGCCACAGAACUCCACCGCAAGAGCCUAAUGGUUGAAGAAGCCGUCGAGGAAAUUUUAACCCUAGUACGCAAAGCACGCAUCGCUGGUGACUCUCAAGCAGAGGAAGAGUUUUUCGCAGAGGAGGAACAAGCCGACGUUGAGAGUUCUUCAACUCAGCAACAAUCCGACUGGAGUUUGGUGUGGGAAUGUUUCGAAAAACCGCAUUUGUUGCUCAGUGGAGGCAUGUCGAAGGCUAUGGAGGAUAUGGUUCGGGGGGCUGUGAGCGAAAUGCGACGGUACUACAGCAGGAAAGUGGUCGAUGUUUUAGUGAAGGUUACAAGACAGAGCUUGGAGGCUUUGCGACGACGAUUUGCCGUUGAUUAUCAAAGUGAACGCACUCCUGUCUUCGUUUUGAAUUCGGUUCUGAUGAUCCCUAAAGUCGCAAUUCAACCGAAUUUGGAAGAGGUACAAGAUGUGUUGAAUCUGGCUGGGAAAAAUAUUACGUCGGUAUCAAAGGGAGUGGGACAAUGGACGGGUGGAAAACCACAGACUCCAGUCCCCAAAAAGUCCGUAUGGAAAAAAUUAGCUGGGCCUACGUCCAAUUUAAUGGAUAUUGUAACUCGUUCACGAAUGGGUCAGAAGCCGGGCAAAGGAGGACCGGUUAAAACCAAAGAAGAGGAUUUUCGAACAAGACGAAGGAAACUGUACCGCCUUGCAACGGAGGAAAAACCGAUGUUUCCCUUCCAACACAAGAACUUCCACAGUUUUGUUAUGGAGAACAAGGAAGUGAUGAAGACACUGUCCUUGCUUUCGAUCUGCACCCAAGACAUGAAGCAAGAAAUGACCCAAUUUAUAGCGCGUUGGAGGCCCUACAACAUUCUCUGGAGGAACGAAAAGACACAGAGGGAGCUGUUAACGGCCUGUUUGUCCGAGUUUGAAACUUCGUUGCGCAAGCACGAGGAACUGAACGAGAAACUUGUGACCGAACCGGACGUGUUUGUAAUUUGCUCUUGCUUGGCCAUUUCCACUGAAAAACUCAAAUACGGUUUGAUUACCGAAAUCAGAUCUUGCACUCACAGGAUUGGGCAAGCAAUGAAGAAGAAAUACAGGCGUGAAAUGGAUUACGUCUAUGCUGUGAUAAGCGAAAUGGAACGUAAGCUAGAACGCACGAUUCGAGAUCUGGACGAUGUUCGUUUAAUAAUGGACACGUUGAAAAAAAUUCGGGAACAAGAAGUUGAUAUGGAGUUGAAAAUUGAUCCGAUUGAGGAAGCUUUCAACGUUUUGAAUCGAUUUGAUGUGAUGGUUGAGCGCGAAAUAAUGGAACAAGUGGAUAAUUUAAGGGACACUUGGAACAGACUGUUGAAAAAUGCACUAAAAGUUCAUGUGCACCUUUUGGAAAUGCAACCGCAGUUCCAGCAAGAUUUGCGUUCGAAUUUGGAAAAGUUCCGGCAAGAUAAGAUCGAUUAUUGCAAUGAGUAUCGGACUGCUGGGCCUAUGCAGCCAGGGCUUAGUCCUCGUGAAGCUUCAGAUCGGCUUAUACUCUUCCAAAACCGGUUCGAUGGUAUGUGGCGUAAGCUCCAAACGUACCAAAGCGGCGAAGAACUUUUCGGUUUACCACAAACCGAUUAUCCCGACUUGGCUCAAAUACGCAAAGAACUGAAUCUCUUACAAAAAUUAUACAAACUAUACAACGACGUAAUUGAUCGGGUCACCAGUUACUACGACAUUCCUUGGGGGGAGGUCAACAUUGAAGAAAUAAACAACGAGUUAAUGGAGUUCCAAAACCGGUGUCGGAAACUCCCCAAAGGUUUAAAAGAAUGGCCCGCUUUCUUCGCCUUGAAGAAAACCAUUGACGACUUUAACGACAUGUGCCCCCUUCUGGAGCUCAUGGCAAACAAAGCGAUGAAACCCCGCCAUUGGCAACGAAUCAUGGACUCCCUAAACCACAUUUUCGAGUUUGAAAGUGAAGGUUUUUGCCUGAAAAACAUCCUCGAAGCGCCUUUACUCCAACACAAGGAGGAUAUCGAAGAUAUUUGCAUCUCGGCAAUGAAGGAAAAAGACAUCGAGGCUAAACUGCGUCAAGUGACAAACGAGUGGUCCAUUCAUGAACUGACUUUCAUGACGUUUAACAACCGGGGCGAGCUGCUCUUGCGAGGGGAUACCACAGCCGAGACCAUUGGCCAACUUGAAGACAGUUUGAUGGUCCUUGGGUCGCUCCUGUCAAACCGUUACAAUGCGCCGUUCCGUAAGCAGAUCCAGCAAUGGGUGCACGACCUAUCCAACACCAACGAGAUCCUCGAACGCUGGCUGUUGGUCCAGAACAUGUGGGUGUACCUGGAGGCGGUGUUCGUUGGAGGCGACAUCGCCAAACAACUGCCCAAAGAAGCCAAGCGGUUUUCAAAAAUUGACAAGUCCUGGCAGAAGAUCAUGCAGCGAGCGCACGAAACCCCAGGAGUUGUGGCGUGUUGUGUCGGCGAUGAUAUGCUCAAGCAGCUCUUGCCGCAUCUGCAAGAACAACUCGAGUUGUGUCAGAAGUCGUUGAGUGGUUACUUGGAGCGGAAGAGGAUGAUGUUUCCGAGGUUUUUCUUCGUUUCGGAUCCCGCCCUCUUGGAGAUUCUGGGGCAAGCGUCCGAUUCGCACACCAUUCAGAAUCAUUUACUUUCGAUUUUUGAUAAUACAAGAUGGGUUAAGUUUCACGAUAUUGAGUAUAAUAAAAUCACGGCGAUUAUUUCGUCCGAAGGUGAGAUGAUUCAGUUGGAGAAGGCUGUUAGGGCUGAAGGGAGUGUUGAGACUUGGUUGACGCAGCUUUUGGUCACGUCGCAAACGUCGUUACAUUCUAUUAUACGACAAGCCAAUUCCAUGAUCAAUGAUGGGAAUUUCCAGUUGUUGCUUUUUUUGGAAAAAAUGCCGGCGCAGAUCGGUCUUCUUGGCUUACAAAUGAUUUGGACUAGAGACGCCGAAGUAGCUCUCAUGCAAGCCCGACAUGAUAAAAAAGUCAUGGCAGACACAAACAACAAAUUUUUGGAACUACUCAAUACCCUCAUCGAUCAAACGACGAGAGACCUCACCAAAAUAGAACGAACGAAAUUUGAAACUUUGAUUACAAUCCAUGUGCACCAAAGAGACAUUUUUGAUAUUUUAUGCCGCAUGAAUGUGAGACACGUUAACGAUUUCGAAUGGUUAAAACAAUGCCGCUUUUAUUUCAAAGAAGAGUUGGAUAAAACCUUGAUUAUCAUUACUGACGUUACGUUCUCUUACCAAAAUGAGUAUUUGGGUUGUACUGAUCGCCUGGUCAUAACACCCCUCACUGACAGGUGUUACAUUACCCUCGCCCAGGCUUUGGCAAUGAGCAUGGGUGGAGCGCCUUGUGGUCCUGCUGGAACGGGAAAAACAGAAACUGUGAAGGAUAUGGGCAAAACUUUGGCAAAAUAUGUCGUAGUGUUUAAUUGUUCGGACCAAAUGGAUUACAGAGGUCUCGGUCGAAUUUACAAAGGUUUAGCCCAGUCAGGAUCAUGGGGAUGUUUUGACGAAUUCAAUCGAAUUGAAUUACCAGUCUUGUCAGUGGCCGCACAACAAGUCGCUGUUGUUUUAGCCAGUAAGAAGGAGAAACGGAAAAAUUUUCAAUUUACUGAUGGGGACAUCGUGGAAAUGUGUCCAGAAUUUGGGAUUUUUAUCACAAUGAACCCGGGCUACGCUGGCAGAAAAGAACUCCCUGAAAACCUCAAAAUUCAAUUCAGAACAGUUGCAAUGAUGGUCCCCGACCGCCAAAUUAUAAUCCGAGUCAAGUUGGCAAGUUGUGGCUUUCUGGAAAACAUCACACUUGCCCGAAAGUUCUACACUUUGUACAAACUGUGUGAAGAACAACUCACAAAACAGGUUCAUUACGACUUCGGUCUCCGCAACAUUUUGUCCGUCUUGCGUAGCUUAGGCGCCGCCAAACGAGUCAAUAACAAAGACACAGAAAGCACGAUAGUAAUGAGAGUGUUACGCGACAUGAACCUCUCAAAAUUGAUAGAUGAAGACGAACCUUUGUUUAUUUCUCUAGUAGCUGAUCUGUUCCCAAACCAAGCGCUCGAAAAAACCGCUUACCCCGAACUAGAAGAAGCGAUAAACGCUCAGGUUGAGGAGGCAAGUCUUGUAAACCACCCACCAUGGGGUUUAAAAUUGAUCCAACUGUUUGAAACGCAACGCGUCAGACAUGGGAUAAUGACACUAGGCCCCACAGGCGCGGGCAAAACCACCUGCAUCCAAACUUUGAUGCGUUCCCUCACACAAAUGGGCGAUUUUCACCGCGAAAUGCGAAUGAACCCCAAAGCUAUAACAGCAGCUCAAAUGUUCGGCCGUUUGGACGUCGCAACAAACGACUGGACCGACGGUAUUUUCUCGGCUUUAUGGCGCAAAACACUGAAGCUUAAGCCAGGAGAACACGUCUGGUUGGUGCUUGAUGGCCCAGUUGACAGCAUUUGGAUCGAGAAUUUAAAUUCAGUCCUUGAUGAUAACAAAACGCUGACUUUGGCCAACGGUGAUCGCCUGUCAAUGGCCCCAACUUGCAAAAUUAUUUUCGAACCACAUAACAUCGAUAAUGCUUCACCUGCCACUGUGUCACGCAAUGGGAUGGUUUACAUGAGUUCGUCUGGUUUGAACUGGAAGCCGGUUGUGACAGCGUGGCUCAAAAAACGCAGUCCAAGGGAACAGGAACUGUUCCAGAAACUCUUUGAUGAAUCGUAUGGUGAAUUGUACGGUUGGGGCACCCAGAACCUGACUCUAGUGAUAGAUGUGCUCGAAUGUAACGUAACACUUCAAAUGUUGCAACUGUUGGAAGGGUUAAUACCGACUCAGGUCGAAAACGUUGAAGAGGUUUCGGCGAAUAAGUCCGACCAAGGCGAUGUCGAUGAUGAUUUGUUGGCCGAAGAGGCGGAAAAAGUCGAGGAGAAUAAACCGUUCACGAUUGAACAUUUGGCCAAAUUGUACGUUUUUGCCCUGGUUUGGGGCAUGGGAGCGUUCCUUGAAAUGGAAGACAGGGUCAAGUAUGAUCUCUUCUUGAAACAACAUUUGUCACAGUUGGAUCUUCCCAAAAACGACCGCAAAAAUCAAGAUGCUACGGUUUUCGAUUAUGUAGUUAAUUCGGAAGGAGAGUGGGUUUUGUGGAGUACGCUAGUCACAAAUUAUGUUUAUCCCGAAUUGGCGACUCCCGAAUAUGCCACAAUUUUGAUUCCAAUUCCAGAUAACGUGCGGAUUAAUUAUCUGAUUCACACAAUUGCCAAGCAGGAGAAGGCGGUUUUAGUGGUUGGAGAACAAGGAACGGCAAAAACAGUCAUGAUGAAAUCCUACAUCAAAAACGCAAACCCUGAAGUUUACCUAAACCGUUCGUUCAAUUUCUCAAGCGCAACUUCUCCGUACCAGUUCCAGAAGACCAUAGAAAGCUACGUGGAGAAACGCAUGGGCAACACGUUCGGUGCCCCCAAUGGCAAAAAAAUGAUUAUCUUCAUCGAUGACAUCAAUCUUCCUGAAAUUAAUUGCUGGGGUGACCAAAUCACCAACGAAAUUGUGCGCCAAACGAUGGACAUGGGCGGGUUUUACAGUUUGGAAAAACCGGGCGAGUUUACGACCAUUGUGGACGUCCAGUUUGUGGCAGCUAUGGGACAGCCAGGAGGUGGAAGAAAUGACAUUCCAUCGAGACUUAAACGCCAGUUCUGUUUGUUUAACUGUCCCUUGCCCAUGGAUGCUUCCAUCGAUAAAAUUUUCGGGGUUAUUGCGCAAGGGCACUACAAUGUCAAGAGAGGGUUUACAUUGGAAGUCAGGAAUUUGGUGAAAAAAUUGGUCCCAUUGACUCGAUUCUUGUGGAAGAAUACGAGGGCUAAAUUAUUGCCAACUCCAGCCAAGUUUCACUACGUUUUCUCGCUGAGAGACUUGUCGAGGAUUUGGCAAGGAAUGAUCGGGACACUGUCCACUGUGAUUGAAUCCGAAGGGUGUAUGAUGGUGCUGUGGAAACACGAAUGUACGCGAGUUUUCUCCGAUCGUUUUACCAUCGAAGAGGACAAGAAAUGGUUUGAUGCCGAGCUGUUGGAUUUGGUGGAAAGAGAACUAGGGCCUGCGUUUCGAACGAAAACGGAGCCAAACCCGGUUUUUGUCGAUUUCAUGAGGGACGCUCCUGAGCCGACCGGGGAAGAAGGAGAAGACGCAGACAUGGAACUACCAAAAGUGUACGAACCGGUAACUGACGAAAACGAAUUAAGAGAACGACUUGACAUGUUUUUGGCACAAUUCAACGAAAUGGUGCGGGGUUCAGGGAUGGAUUUGGUCUUCUUUCCCGAUGCUAUGCUCCAUCUGGUGAAAAUUUCACGGGUUAUUAGACAUCCGAGAGGGAAUGUCAUGCUCGUCGGUGUGGGUGGUAGCGGGAAACAGUCGCUAACGAAACUGUCGUCGUUUAUAGCUGGGUAUAAAACGUUCCAAAUCACUCUAACAAGGUCUUAUAAUAUUGCAAACUUUUUGGAAGACCUCAAAGUGCUCUACCGGUCAUGCGGUUGUCAAGGGAAGGGCACCACUUUUAUUUUCACCGACUUGGAUAUCAAAGAAGAGGGCUUUUUGGAAUACUUGAAUAAUAUUCUAUCGUCAGGCGUGAUUUCGAAUUUAUUUACAAAAGAUGAACAAGCCGAGAUCAUUCAAGAAGUCACACCGGUGAUGAAGCGAGAAAACCCCAAAAGAGUCAUAAAUCCUGAAAGUGUGAUGGAGUAUUUUAUGAAUCGAACUUGCCAAAACCUGCACGUGGUGUUUUGUUUUUCUCCGGUGGGAGAAAAAUUCCGAAAUCGAGCUCUGCGUUUCCCAGCAUUGAUCUCCGGAUGUACAAUUGAUUGGUUCCAGCCAUGGCCCAAAGACGCUCUAGUUUCAGUAGCUCGUCACUUCCUCACCGAUUUCAAAAUCGCUUGCACUGACCAAGUCAAGGAGGAGCUAGUCAUCGCUUUGGGCUCCAUCCAAGACAUAGUUUCCGCCACCUCAGUGGAAUACUUCCAAAGGUUCCGUCGCGCAACUCAUGUCACUCCAAAAUCGUACCUAAACUUCAUCGCCGGUUACAAAAGCAUUUACAAAAACAAGAAAAAAGAACUGAGCGAUGGCGCCCUAAGAAUGGACACCGGUUUGGAAAAACUGGCUGAAGCAUCGUCUUCUGUAUUAGUUUUGAAAAAAGAACUAGCCUCCAUGGAAAAAGAACUCGCCGAUGCGUCAAAACGUGCCGAAAAAGUCCUGACGGAAGUGACCGAACGUGCAAUGCAAGCCGAAAUUGUCAAAAAUCAAGUCCAGAAAGUGAAAGAAAAGGCCGAAAUUUUGGUAACGUCCAUUGCAGCUGAAAAGGCCCUAGCCGAAGAAAAGCUCGAAGCUGCGAAACCUGCCUUGGAAGAAGCUGAAGCUGCGCUGAACACCAUCAAACCGGCACAUAUUGCAACUGUUCGGAAGUUGGGACGACCACCUCAUUUAAUUAUGAGGAUUAUGGACUGUGUUCUUGUGUUGUUUCAAAGAAAGUUGCAUCCGGUUAUUCCAGAUACGGCUGCUCCUUGUCCCAAACCCUCCUGGGCGGAAUCUCUCAAGAUGAUGGCUUCGACCACCUUCCUCCUCCAACUCCAAAACUACCCCAAAGACAUCAUCAACAACGAAAUGGUUGAAUUCCUCGAACCCUACUUCGAAAUGGAAGACUACAACAUGGACACAGCAAAACGCGUGUGUGGCGACGUCGCCGGUCUCCUCUCCUGGACCAAAGCGAUGGCAUUUUUCCACAGCGUUAACCGAGAAGUGCUCCCUCUCAAAGCCAAUCUAACACUACAAGAAGCUCGCUUAAAAGUCGCAAUGGAAGAUCUGGCAGCGGCCGAACAACAACUAGAAGAACGCGAACAAUCCCUCCGCGAAGUUAAAGAACAAUACGAUACCGCAGUCCUCGAAAAACAACGACUAACAGACGCUGCGAACUCCUGUCUGCGUAAAAUGAACACUGCGACAACACUUAUUAAUGGAUUAGGGGGCGAAAAAGUUCGGUGGACUCAACAAAGCAAAGAGUUUAAGGAACAGUUGGGGCGUUUGGUUGGUGAUGUGCUUCUAGCAACUGGGUUUUUGUCGUAUUGUGGUCCCUACAACCAGGAGUUUCGGGCCAAUUUGGUCAAAACUUGGAUGGAGAUACUUGGGGCGAAGGAAAUCCCCUUCACCCUUAAUCUCAAUAUUACGAACAUGUUGGUUGAGAGUGCAACGCUGUCAGAGUGGACGCUUCAGGGGCUUCCGAAUGAUGAACUGUCCGUUCAGAACGCACUAAUUGUGACCAAAUCACGCUCCUAUCCCUUGCUCAUAGACCCCCAGAAUCAGGGCAAAAUGUGGAUCAAGAACAAAGAGGCCAAUAACAAUCUCCAAAUCACUUCGUUGAAUCACAAGUACUUUCGGACGCAUCUUGAGGAUUGUCUUUCGUUGGGGAAGCCCCUGCUGAUUGAGGACAUUGAUGUGGAGUUGGAUCCGGUCCUGGAUAACGUACUCGAGAAAAAUUUCAUCAAAUCGGGAUCAAUCGAAAAGGUGAUAGUUGGUGAUAAAGAAUGCGAUGUAUUGAAGGGUUUCAUGUUGUACAUCACAACGAAACUUCCAAAUCCGCCAUACUCUCCCGAAAUCAGUGCGAAAACUUCUAUAAUUGAUUUCACCGUGACUAUGUUGGGCCUGGAAGACCAACUUCUAGGCCGGGUGAUACUUAUGGAGAAAUCGGAUUUGGAGGCGGAACGUGUGGCACUGUUCGAAUCAGUGAUGCAAAACCAAAGACGAAUGAAAGAACUGGAAUCGAAUCUUUUGAGCCGUCUCAACUCAUCUGAAUGUUCACUAGUCGAAGACGAAGAACUGAUAAAUGUAUUACAAGUAACCAAAACAACUUCAGAAGAAGUGAACCAGAAAUUGUCUGUUUCCGCUCACACCGAGAAAAAGAUAAACGUUGCAAGGGAAGAGUUCCGUGCAGUUGCAGCCAGAGGCUCAAUUCUCUAUUUCCUGAUCGUCGAGAUGAGCAAUGUUAACGUCAUGUAUCAAAACUCCCUCAAACAGUUUCUCAAUAUCUUCGAUAACUCCAUCACCAAGUCGGAGAAAAACCCCGAUGCGAGCGAACGCAUUAAAAUCAUUUUGCAAUACUUGACGAAGGAAGUGUGGGUUUUUACGCAGCGUAGUUUAUAUGAAAGGCACAAAGCACUGUUCACGCUCAUGAUGGCGAUGAAAAUCGAUCUUCAAAAUGGGUUGAUAACGCACGAGGAGUUUAUGGUGUUUAUUAAAGGGGGAGCGUCGCUUGACUUGAAUGCCGUGCAACCCAAACCGUUUCGCUGGAUUUUGGACAUCACGUGGCUGAAUUUGGUCGAAAUUAACAAACUGAAGACUUUCUCCGAGAUUUUGGGUAAAAUUGAAAGCAAUGAAAAGGAGUGGAGGGUUUGGUACGAGAAGGAAAAGCCGGAAGAAGAGGAAAUACCGUGUGGGUAUCAGAAAAGUUUGGAUGUUUUCCGGAAAUUGUUGCUGAUACGGUCCUGGAGUCCUGACCGGACAUUAUCGCAAGCAAGGAAAUACAUCAUGGACUCUCUAGGUCCCGAAUACGGCGAGCCUUGCAUUCUGGACUUGGAAGUGACCUGGUCCGAAUCCGAGUCCCGAACCCCCUUAAUCUGCAUCCUUUCAAUCGGUUCGGACCCAUCACCUCAAAUUUCAGCCCUCGCAAAAGCGAAAGACAUGACCUUAAAAGCGGUUUCAAUGGGCCAGGGCCAGGAAGUGGUCGCUCGUGACAUGAUCGAAUGGUCGAUGCAAAACGGCGGCUGGGUCCUCCUCCAAAACGUCCACCUCUCUCUACCAUUUGCCACCGAAGUUAUGACCGUGGUUGUGGACACUGAAACCAUUCACGACGACUUCCGAAUUUGGCUCACCACGGAAGUUCACGAACAAUUCCCCAUUGGUUUACUCCAAAUGGCGAUUAAAUUCACUAAUGAGCCUCCGCAAGGAAUCCGAGCUAGCAUGAAAAGGACGUACCAGAAUAUUACUCAGGAUUAUUUAGAUUAUUCGGCCCAAUCACAGUGGCCUCCGUUGUUGUACGCUGUUGCCUUUUUGCACACUGUGGUCCAGGAAAGGCGGAAAUUUGGACCACUUGGUUGGAACAUUCCCUAUGAGUUCAAUCAGGCUGACUUCGCAGCCAGCGUCCAGUUUAUACAAAAUCAUUUGGAUGAUAUGGACCCCAAAAAGGGGGUUUCGUGGCCUACGGUCUGCUACAUGUUAGGGGAAGUGCAAUAUGGAGGAAGAGUCACUGACGAUUUCGAUAAAAGACUACUAACGACCUUCACACAAGUUUGGUUCUGUGACGUUCUUCUACGUCCCGGUUUCGAGUUUUACAAAGGCUAUAAAGUGCCCCAAACCCGCAACUUGCAAGGCUACGUUGACUACAUUAAUAGCCUUCCGGCCACAGACAGUCCUGAAGUUUUCGGCUUGCAUUCAAACGCCGACAUCACUUAUCAAAUAAACACAGCCAAGGGUAUUUUAGACACGAUUUUGAGCGUACAACCAAAAGAAGGGGGCAGUCAAGGUGGUGAAACACGCGAAAGCGUCGUCUACAGUCUUGCCGAAGACAUGUUGGAAAAACUACCGAAACAGUACAACAGUUUCGAGGUGAAAGAAGCCCUUCAACGAAUGGGCGCCCUCUUACCAAUGAACAUUUUCCUACGGCAAGAAGUGGACCGAAUCCAGAAAGUUUUAAAAGAGGUGAAAUCGACUUUGUGUGACUUGAAACUGGCCAUCGAUGGUACAAUUGUGAUGAGUCAAGGGUUAAGGUGUGCUUUGGAUGCAAUGUACGAUGCUAGAAUUCCAGACAGGUGGCAAAAAAUUUCCUGGGAGUCUGCUACUUUAGGUUUUUGGUAUACGGAACUUCUGGAACGGGACGCCCAAUUCAGGAGUUGGUGCAACAAUGGCAAACCUAACGUUUUCUGGAUGACUGGCUUUUUCAAUCCGCAAGGUUUCCUCACUGCGAUGCGUCAAGACGUUACGAGGGCUCAUAAGGGCUGGGCUUUGGAUUCUGUCGUUUUGCAGAAUUUGAUAACAAGGUAUAACAAAGAGGAUUUGAAGGAAGGGCCAGCUGAAGGUGUGUACGUCCAUGGAUUGUUCCUGGAAGGUGCAGGACUCGAUCGAAGGAGUGGUAAACUUAUUGAAAGCAAAGCGAAAGUGCUUUAUGAGCUAAUGCCGGUUAUUUACAUUUAUGCGAUUAAUACAACGGCUGGGAAAGAUCCCAAACUGUACGAAUGUCCGAUUUAUAGGAAACCGCAACGGACUGAUCAGAAAUAUGUUGGGUCGAUUGAUUUUGAAACUGAUCAUAAUCCGAGGCAUUGGACACUUAGAGGUGUCGCGCUUUUGUGUGAUAUUAAGUAAGCGGAAAGUUUAAGGCUAGAGGGGACGACAGUGUGCUACAAAAAACUACUUUUCCAUUUUUAGCUUUUUUUAGUUUAAUUUUAAUUAGCAAUGAAUUUUUAGAUGUUUAGAAUUUGCGCCAACGCAACGGAAUAUUUUUUUAAGGAUGAUGCGAAUAGAAUGCGGCCAAGGUGCUAGAAAAACUACUAGUUUUUACCAGAAGCCAAUAUUCAUUUUACUUUGACACUUUUUAUUAUUUGUUUACAUACAGGAUCUCCGGAAAGUCGCGCACCUCAUUGAAGGGGAGUAAUUGGAUAAUCCUCCAGGGUACCGAAAAAAUGUUUAAAAAAAUUCCACAUGCUCUGUUUUUAUAUCAGAGCCUAAAAAAAUUAUGGAAAAAGGCAACAUUGCACAAAUAUACACGUGAAAACUGAAAUUAAAAAUUAUAAUUAAAGUCUUGGAUACUAUUAAAAGGUGUUGAACAUAUUUAAUUUCUAGUCUUUAAAACUAUCGUUACGCCAUAGUUGUUAGUCAGAUUAGUUCGCGCAUUAUCGUAAUUUUUAAUUAUGUUAUUGAAUGCAACUGACCGGAGAACAGCUUUAUUUAUUGUAAUAAUAUUUUAAACAACUUAAAAACCGAACAAACAAUGCACUAAAAAAUUAUAACAAAUGCUCAAAGGUUUGGCUUGCACCGUUUGUAAUGUUUCUGGAGUGAUCGUAGCACUAGCGGCAUGAUUUCGGUUCACUAACUCCUCACGAGUUCUUCUAAAAUUGCUUCUUCUGCAGUAACGGUUUUCGUAUCUCUGGACCGACCAAGUUCCCUUGGUAAAAGAUCCAAACGACCAGUUGAUCGCAUUCUUUGGUCCAGUCAAUGGAAAUUCGAGUUUUCGUCUGGGUCGGCAUUCUGGCAAGCGGCUUCACUUGCAUUUCCAGCGUAUUCACCAAACAGCAAACACAAGUCACAAUAUUCAUAGUAGGAAAACAUUUUAAUUCUUCACUUGACACUGUUUGAAACUGAAAAAUUACCGCUGACAGACGAAACAAAAAUUUUAAUGACACUAUAAGCAAUCACUGUAACCAUGGUUUCAUCUGAACAACAAUGGUUUGUGCCAAGUGUUGCCAGAUUUAUUAUCAUUGUUGACUCAAAAAUU
Molecule: messenger RNA, 15391 nt
Organism: Tribolium castaneum (red flour beetle)
Lineage: Eukaryota; Metazoa; Arthropoda; Insecta; Coleoptera; Tenebrionidae
Gene: Dhc1
Product: Dynein heavy chain 1
Exons: 32
Coding region: 259-14262 (4667 amino acids)
Biological process (GO): microtubule-based movement
Cellular component (GO): axonemal dynein complex
Molecular function (GO): dynein intermediate chain binding; minus-end-directed microtubule motor activity; ATP hydrolysis activity
Source: RefSeq, a predicted model, not a curated record